UGGUGCUGUAGCUCUGGUAGCUUUUACAGUUAAAUAUCAUCUCUCCUGAUCCUUUUCCAAUAGCCCCAUUGAGGGAUUGUUUACCUCUGUACUCACUAGCUUAGCAUUGACACGCUUGUAUGCUCCUCUCCUCCAUCCUAAGGCGGAAACCUCCUCUCACGGCCAAAUUCCGGAAAUUUAGUACAUCAGCCAAAAUGUCAUUGAAGGCCCUCUCCUCCAAGGAUGCCGCCUCCCUGGACAAAGAUCUCAUGGAGACCGGCGGGUUCUCUCUAGACCAGCUCAUGGAGCUCGCGGGGUUAUCAGUCUCUCAAGCAGUAUACCGCAUCCAUCCCCCAAAUGCAGGCAAGAACAUUCUCGUCAUCUGCGGUCCCGGGAAUAAUGGCGGCGACGGCCUCGUAGCCGCCCGCCACCUCGCGCACUUCGGCUACAACCCAAAAGUCUACUACCCAAAGGAGGGCAAAAACGAGCUCUACCAGCGCCUCAAAACCCAACUCCGCCACCUCUCCAUCCCGAUCCUCGCCGACACGCACGACCUCCCAGAAGCCAUAAAAUCCUCGCACCUGCUGGUGGACGCCAUCUUCGGGUUCAGCUUCGGCGGACCGCUGCGCGACCCAUUCCCGGAGAUCAUCAGCCAGAUGGAGGCGGCGGCGAUCCCCGUGCUGAGCGUGGACGCGCCCAGCUCGUGGGACAUCGAGAGCGGACCGCCGCGGGACGGACCGGGGGCGAAGUUCAUGCCGGAGGCGUUGAUCAGUCUGACGGCGCCGAAGCCGUGCGUGAAGUUCUACCGCGGGAGGCAUUUUGUGGGCGGGAGGUUUCUGACCCGGGAUAUUGCGGAGAAGUAUGGGUUGGAUGUGCCAGACUAUCAGGGGGUGGAUCAGGUGUUGGAGGUUGGGGUGGAUGCUGAGGGGAGGUUGUAG
This is a messenger RNA of Aspergillus uvarum CBS 121591, 917 nucleotides long. RefSeq names its product NADHX epimerase. Bases 120 to 917 code for a protein of 265 amino acids. The record is from RefSeq and is a predicted model, not a curated record. Gene Ontology annotation, molecular function: NAD(P)HX epimerase activity. The transcript has 5 exons. Gene Ontology annotation, cellular component: mitochondrion. NCBI's taxonomy places the organism in Eukaryota, Fungi, Ascomycota, Eurotiomycetes, Eurotiales, Aspergillaceae.